Molecule: messenger RNA, 739 nt
Organism: Phalaenopsis equestris
Lineage: Eukaryota; Viridiplantae; Streptophyta; Magnoliopsida; Asparagales; Orchidaceae
Product: cytochrome c oxidase subunit 5C
Exons: 3
Coding region: 341-535 (64 amino acids)
Source: RefSeq, a predicted model, not a curated record
CCUACGGGUCCUUCUCUCGGCUCCUCCCAUUUGCGGCCCGAUCGCACGCCUUCCUCGCGACUCGAAACCCAGCCAACCCUUCUUCCUCACUCUUUGCCGAAACCCUAGCCGAACUCCCUCUUCUCUCUCCUCUUCGGCUUGCUCCAGCAAACGACCGACCGGUGUCCUCUCCCUCUUCGGAGUCUUCUCAUUCUCUUCUCAAAAUCGCAGAAGGCUGGUAGCCGGGAAAGCUUAAGGGGUUGCCUGAUUGCCACCAAAUAUGACCCCGAUCUAUUUUCGCUGAUGAUGAAAUUUAUAUUUGCAAUAGAGAAAGGUAUUUGUCUGAUACUAAAGAGAAACAAUGGCUGCACACAAGAUUGCUCAUGCUACUCUUAAGGGCCCCAGUGUUGUCAAGGAGAUAUGCAUUGGGAUCACUCUAGGCCUUUUUGCAGGUGGGCUGUGGAAGAUGCAUCACUGGAAUGAGCAGCGAAAAACUAGAGCCUUUUAUGACAUGCUCGACAAGGGUGAGAUCAGCGUCGUCGUUCCAGAAGAAUAAAAUGCAUUGUCAUAUUACUUAUUCAGAGCUUAUUUGAUUCUGGUCAGAAAAUGGCUAAAAAUAUUUUUGUGUUUGUUCAAGUAGAAGUUAAGUUUUGAGUUAUAUAAUAUGCAAUAAAUUUCAACUUCUAAUACUGUGCUUAGUAUGCACUGUGUUUUGCAUGUAGCAGUUUCAUAAAAUUUGUGCAAUGCUUUCAUAAAUUCA